AAAAGCAUUCUCUCUCUCCGCCCAUCGAGAUCGCUGGUGAUCGCCGCAAGUCGGUGACGUGCGCUCAUGCGGGUAGGGUCUGUCUACAUGGGUGUAGUGAAGUAAACUGGCCGUCUCUCGUUUAUUUUUGUUGCAUAUUACAACAAAAAGAGGGAGAGACACCUAUAAUCCGUUCGCAAAGAAUUAGAAUUGUGAUAGCAGUUGCGGCAACGCUGGGACAUACUCUUGAAAAUUCAAACGUUUCUGCCGUUGCUUUUUCUCUCGCACAAACAAGCACCAACACGCUUGCGAGACGAGAGGAGACGUGUUGUGUAUAUAUAUAUAUAUAUAUAUAAACGUGUGUAGAGCUCUUCAUGUUCUCUCGAGUGUUUAUUAUACGUGCCGCAGAAAGCAGAGAAGAAACGAAACGAACAAAAGAAAACGGCCGCACGUAUACAGAAAAGAAGCGAAAGGAGAAUUUCAAGUGGUGAUAGGUAUAUCAACGGCUAGUGUCCUUUUUUUCGCGUCACCAAAGAUAAAAGCGUCGACUAUAUCUCCGAUGAGCCGCAGCAGCAGCAGCAGUUUGUUUUACAACGGCAGCAGUGAAGGACGUUGACUGGUUUUUUUUUUACGAAUUGGAAGGCUGGAAGAAGAGAAAAGAAAGCGAACCAACGUCUAUGACGCCUUAGGAGGUAAUCCAUUCUUUUAUCCCAGGCACGAAUUCAACGCACACCGGGAAACCCAUGUGCGACUUUGAGGUUAAGUUCCGGAAAAGCGAAAGUGCAAAGGAAAUCGGGGCCAGGAACCUGAGAGGAAGUCUCGCCUUUGCAGCCGCUUCGACGAGGUAGCUCUCGAUGAUGCUUUGCUGCUGAAAGAUUCGGGGACGACGAAGCAACUUUUGAAUAACAAAAUGUAUGACGAGAUAUUCAAAGUUUUCGAUGUAGUAAAAAGCCACUUUCGCAAAAAUGGUAAUACAUCAUUUGAAGAAUCAUCUGUAUUUGAGCUUUUGGAGAAUUUAUAUCCUGUAUAUGGGGCGGCUCAAACGAUAGCAAUUGUAACAGGCGUGCAAGAUGCCCAAAGGAUAAGAAACUGUGAGGAUUCUUCUAAUGAGUCCAAAGUAGAAAUUUUGGAAAGUGACAAAUCAAACGAUGCCGACAGUAUUAUUGAAGUUGAAGUACCACAAAAGAUUCAUCCUGUUGUUGACUUGAUAAGUAAUUCACCUGAAUCAGAUGAUGCUGUUAUUGUUGAAAAUUCAACUAAUCAGAAUGUUCAAAAUAUUAUAGAAAAUAAUUUAAACAUAGAAGUUGAAAACAGUAGCUCUGGAGAUAGUGAUAAUGAAUAUCAUGGUUUGAGUGACCCAGAUGUUUCAAAACUUUUUGAAGAUGAAGGCUGGAAUGAAACAGUUCAAAACAUACUUGGAACUUCAAAUGCAACACCUCAACCAGAUUUCUUAGCAAUGAUAGGGGGAGGAUUUAAAAAACCAAAUUCGAAUCUGCUUGAAGGAGAGCAAAGUAAUCCUGGCAUAGCUGAAGAGAGGGAAAAUUCAGAAAUGUUAGAAGAAAAUAACAACGAUCCUAACAAUAAUUUGGAUGGAGGAGUUUUAGAAGAAGAGCCAGUUAGUAACAAUAACAAUGCAUUAAUAUCAGAAGUAACAGAUUCUGUACCUGGCUGCAGUAAAGAUACAAAUGCAGUCAUAGCAAUGGAUUUUUGGUCAAGUAAUGAAAAAAAUCUUCCGAAUCAUAACUUUCAUCAAUCAACAAGUCCAGUUCCAGGGUGUAGUAAAGAUUUUGAUGAUUCACAUAACCUUGAAUCAGUCUCAAUGUUUGCAGAUGAAUCCAUUCAAAAAGAUGCAAUUUGUAUUCAAGAAAUUAUACCAUGGGCUAAUUUGGACACAAUAUAUUCUAUUCUUAAAAAGCAUGGCAAUUCACCUAACAGAAAGCAAUUAACUUUGUGGGAUUUAAUGAGUGAAGUAUCAAGUCAUAUGAAUACUAAAGUUGGCAAACGAAAGCAUAACAAUGACGUAUGUAAAGUACCUAAAAAGAGUCCUAAAAUGAAUGAUGUUGACGAAUCAUCGCUAGAUUUGCUUCCGAAUACGCAAUCAAAUAAUAUGGCUUGCAAUGAAUCUUCUAACGAUUCUCAGUCUUCCAAAACAGAGUAUAAUAAAUCUAUUAGCUCUGAAGUAACAGACACAAAUCAAAAGAAGCAUAUAUUCAAUAGUGAUACGCCUAAAACGCUAUUUUUUAACAAGAAAGAUUCAAGAGAUUCUGUUAAAUCCAUUGAUUCCCUAAAUAAAUCAACAAAUAACACCAAUAUCAACUGUAUUAUAAUGGAUGAAACGGCAAAUUUAAUGCCAGCUGAACCAAUGAAAAAUCAGUUCUUUAAUAACUCAGCAGACCUUCUAGUUCCUAAAUUGAAUUAUAAUCAUCAUCAUUCCUUAAAAUUCGCAGACCGUCCUGUUAGAAAAGAAAGAAAUGAAACGAUUGUUAGUGGUUCACUUAAAGAUUAUUCAAAUACACUGCCAGUUCAUGCUUGUGUUUCACCAAAUGAUUCUGAAAGUAACAAAAUGGUAAAUGGUAUCAAAAUGUUAGGGGAUAUUUUUGAUAACUCAUCAAGCAAACCUGCUAAAAAUUCAGAAAAAGAAUUGGGCACAAUCAAAAAAGAAUUAAUGGAUAUGGCUGAUUUUUUUAAAAAUAACGAACCUUUUUCACGAGAAGACCCCAGUAUAGCAAAAGAUGCAGCAAAGUUAAAACAAAAUGGUGCUGAAAUAAUAAAACCAUCAAAGCUUGAAGUCCAGCAGAACUCGCCAGUUCGAAUUUUGACCACACCGACAACAACUUCUUACAUACGCGCAUCGAACUUUAGUUACACAAACACUAAUUUAAAUGUAAACCAGCAGAAAAUAGCUGUAAGAAAGGAUUUAGGGUAUCAGACGUUAGAGCGAUUAGCCGUUGUAAACAACAAACUAACUGCUAUACGACAGCGAAAAGUAUCUAGAGUCAAUGUAAAGUCAGGGUCAUUUUCUGCAAACAUAGAAAAUCCGUUUUCUUCAAAGCCAAAAAAUGAGAUUCUAACUGUUAAACCGGUCACAGCAGCCGAAGUUCGGCAAAGGCAAGCUUUAGUACCAAAUUCAUUUUGGCCAGGUCCUGCAUUAAUAACAUCAAAACACAAACCUAUAGCAGCACCAAAAUUAAAAACUCUACCAUCAGGACUUGUAAUAGAACAAAAUGAACACCAAAACCGAACAUCAGUACCGAAACUCAAAAUGUUAGGGCCCCAUGCCUCACCUAAUACUAAUUCUAUUAAGCCUGCAGAUCCAUCAAAGAUGUUUCCGAUGCUAGAUCUACCAAAACUUCUGCCCACAGCAACAGUUACAUCUUCACCAAUGCUAGCACAGACGGUGAAUUUAGAAAAUAAACCAUCAACCUCUGGCGGAACUUAUGAAAUGCAAAAAAUUAUAUUUCAACCCUCAACUGUAGCACUUGAUCCCAAAAUCUACAAUAAAUUACGAUCAAUGUUCCCUGAUGUGAGAAAGUCUUACGUCAAAAAAAUUUGUAUGAAUCCUCCAGGUGGAGCUUAUUUAAAUAAGGACCAACUUUUGGAUGCAUUAAUCAAUCAUCUUCUCAAAGAAGGCGAUGCUCAUUUACGGACUAUAAACUAUAUGGCUGAACAAGAACAUCAGAAUAAAAUUAGCACAUUAAGCGUGGAUGAAAAAUAUGAGUAUCUUUUGGGAAUUUUCCCAGAUGCCGAUCCAACUUAUUUAAGAGAUUUCGUAGAAAAAAGUUGUAGUACUGAACAAAUAUUGCAAGAGUUUAUCCAACAGAAGCUUGAAAAGAAAGACUAUCCUACAAAAGCUCAGUAUCUUGCUAAAAUCAAAAUAACAGAACAAAUAAAACAAUAUACGACAGAUUUUAAAGUUGAACAGUUUCUCGAGUUGUUUCCGGAUCCAUUUAAGCAUUUUGAAGAUCAAAGUCGGAAAUGUGAUUAUCAACCGAUUGCAAUGGAAUUUUUAAAGUCAUUUUUCAACAGAAAUAAGGUAAAUACGAUUUCUCGUCAGUACUUGCAAAGUGGAUACAACCUAAGCCUUACAGCCAAAGCAUUGUCAGAAAUUGGUUCUGAUAUGAAGUCAAAAAGAAUGACUCCUGAAAUGCCAACUGAAAAUAUUCCUUUGCUUCAGGAAAUGGCUUUCGUUAAAAAUAAGAAAUAUAUUCAAAAUCACGUAGACACGUUAAAAGCUAAAGAAGAAGAAUUAUUCAAAGCGUUACAAGAAAAAAAUCUGUUGAUAACUUGCCAAUGCUGUUUUAAUGACGAGUGUAUGCCAACUAAGAGUGCAGAGUGUAACAGUGGUCACAUAUUUUGUUUUGAUUGCAUUAUAAGAGGAACCGAAUCUAAAUUAGCAGAUGGAGAAGCUCAUGUCAAAUGUUUUACAAAUUGCGAGAGUGAGUUUUCUUUGGCAACCCUUCAAAAAAUAUUACCUCCAACGACAUUUAGUGCUCUUCUGAAGAAAAGACAAGCUGCUGAAAUUAUGGCUGCAGGAAUGGAUGAUCUGGUAUCAUGUCCAUUCUGUCACUUUGCUAGUAUACCACCACCUGAGGAUAGAAUAUUUAAAUGUUUGAACCCAGAAUGUAUGAAAGAGACUUGCAGGCAAUGCAAAGAAUUGAAUCAUAUACCUUUGAGGUGCGAUGAAGUUAUUAAAACGGAUAAAGCUCGUCAUUUAAUCGAAGAAAAAAUGACGCAAGCAUUAUUACGCACAUGUUACAAUUGUAAAAAACAAUUUUAUAAAGAAGAUGGAUGCAAUAAAAUGCAAUGUUAUUGUGGUGCUUUAAUGUGUUAUUUAUGUGAUAAACCUGUAAAAGGUUAUAGUCAUUUUAAUCCUCAGGGUGGAUCGAAUACCCAUCUUUGUCCUUUGUGGAGUGACGAUCGUCGUUUGAAUGCUGAAUCUGUUAGAAAAGUAGCAGAAGAAAUGAAAAAAGCCAUGCAAAAGGCUAAUCCAAAUUUAGAAAUUGAUAUGGAUUCAUUAUUACCAAAACUGCCGCCUAGAAGUAAAGGAGCCCAUGAUGACAUACCAAAUGCAAACCAGUUACCUGAUCAUGUUCGAAGAGUAGCUGCACCAUAAACAGUCUUGGUUAUGAAACAGAAGUUGAAAUAAGGUUGGGAGCCAAAGAAUAAAAGUGCGAUGAGUUUCGUAAUGUUUGUUUAACAAUUUAAUGAUCAUCGUAAAUUUAUGAUGUUAAUUUUCGUUACGUAUUUAUACAAGUUUCAAAGUAUUAGUAUGUUAGGAUAUCGAGGAAAAAAAAUGAUUUGCUAUUCUUCCUUUUCUAUAUCAUCUUAAAUGAUCGAAGCGACAUAAUGUACAUUUCAUUUACAUAUGUUAAUAUCUCAUAUAUUUCACAUGUUUUGGUUGGAAAUCCUUAAAAAAAAACGUUUGUACGGUAGUAUUUAAAGGAAUUGUUAAAUUUUCAUUUAAAAAUUUCCAAAAUCGUAGAUUAUUAUUUGUUUAACGUUUGUAAAUUUUGUGUAUGGUGGAGUCGUAAAUGAGUAUGUUUAAUAUAAAGUCUGAGACAUAAUUUUUAUAAAAAUAAUGACAACUCUUCCAAACAUUCUGGUCGAUAGUACUGUAAUUAAAAUCCUGAUCAGUUUUAAAGUCUUAAAAUGUUUUAACCUGUAUCGCCAUAAAAAUUGUACCUGAUGGCGUCUUUGAUCAAUGGUAUUGAGAUUCAUUUUCAAAUAUUAACAACCAUUUUUCAAAUACGCCUUUAUCGUGUAAACAAUGUCGUGUCUGGUACACGUUUAAGAGAAAGUUGCAGGAUGAAUAGUUUCUAGCAAAAAAUUAAUGUAAUUAAGCAUAGUAUGUAAAACAAAAAAACUUUUUUACCGUGAUAAUUAAUAAAAAUCAAGUUGCUAUAAC
Molecule: messenger RNA, 5884 nt
Organism: Nasonia vitripennis (jewel wasp)
Lineage: Eukaryota; Metazoa; Arthropoda; Insecta; Hymenoptera; Pteromalidae
Exons: 10
Coding region: 890-5092 (1400 amino acids)
Source: RefSeq, a predicted model, not a curated record